Messenger RNA from Lolium perenne, 1123 nucleotides. RefSeq names its product FBD-associated F-box protein At4g10400-like. The record is from RefSeq and is a predicted model, not a curated record. Gene Ontology annotation, molecular function: protein binding. NCBI's taxonomy places the organism in Eukaryota, Viridiplantae, Streptophyta, Magnoliopsida, Poales, Poaceae.
AUUCCUGCUGCCCGCCGGCCGCCGGCCAUGGAGGAGGCGGCGGCGGUGGCGGCGGGAAUGCGCGCUACGAAGAGGCGCAGAUCCGAUGGACUUGACAACCAGCAAGUGCCACCGGGGGGCGGCAGCGGCGGCGAGGAGCAGGGAGGCCUCGACGCCAUAGACCUCAUCAGCGGCCUCCCAGACGAGGUGCUCGGCACCGUCGUCUCCCUCCUCCCCACCAAGGACGGCGCCCGCACGCAGGCUCUCUCCCGCCGGUGGCUCCCCCUCUGGCGCUCCCACAUGGCGCCGCUCAACCUCGCCGUCGACCGCGACCUCUGCAGCGACCCAUCGCGCGUCGCGGCGGUGGUCUCCAAGAUCCUCUCCGACCAUCCCGCCCCGGCUCGCCGCCUCUCCAUCCACAUCAUCCCCCACCGCGGCUUCCGGGCCAAGGUCGCCCCCUGGUUCCUCUCCGAGAUGCUCGCCGGCCUCCAGGAGCUCGAGGUCACCAACCCGCGCAGGAAAUGCUACCCUCUGCCGCGCCACGCACUGACCCGCUUCGCGCCCACGCUCCGCCUGCUCAAGCUCAGCGGCUGCCGCCGGUUACGCGAGCUGCCGAGCUUUCCGCGCCUCAAGCAGCUAAUCCUCUACGACGUCGGCAUCUCGGACGACUCUCUUCAACGCAUGAUCUCCAGCUGCGCGGUUCUGGAAAGCCUUUCGCUGCGGAGCGUGAGGUUUGGCCGCCUUUGCAUCAGUUCCCAGACGCUUAGGAGCAUUGACCUCCAUGCACUCCGCUCAAAAGGAUUUGAGCUGCUCAUUGACGACGCCCCUUGUCUAGAGAGGUUGCUACCAGGUUUUCCAAAUGAUGGUCUCGCGACCAUCAGAGUGAUCCGGGCUCCUAAGCUGCACAUAUUAGGUUUUUCUUGUCUGAGGGCAUAUCCACACUCAACCUUGGAAUUAAACUUGCGAAUGUAGAAGACAGGUGAAUGUUACUAGUUGUUAUGUGUUCUGCUUAGUUGGUACCGAUUGUUCUCUCCUGCUUGGUGUCGUAUUGUAAGCUGGUAGUACCUGAAGGCAACUAAUAUGUUUGUGUAUCUACCACCUGCUCUAAUUAGAAGACACAUGCUUGUGUUUUUUUAAUCUAAAA